UGCGCGUCUACUUGGUUAAGAAGUUUCUUCUAAUUAGCCAGUCUCUUCUUGCUCGCCUCACUUGUCCACCCCGCAGCGCAUCUUCCUCCUCCUGUCAGGAUCCAUGUCGGGCCCCUGAUCAGCACCGCGGAGAGCAAAACCUGCGAAGCAACCACUCCUUUCCCGGGGCGCGCUGCCGCUGCGAACGACGUUUGAAGGAGAGAAAAAAUAGAUGCACGGAUCUGUUUUAGUCAACAAGUAGUUGCUUGAUUUAAACAGCUUUUUCUUAUAUUUGUCACUUUUCUUCUGUUAGAGUCAAAGGGCCAGAGAGCUCAUUCAGUCCGUUGCUCUUUUGCGUCAGGCGAGAAGAGGCGCACCGUUAGAGGCGCAAGAAAAAUAAUUAAAACAACUGCAGAACAACAAGGACAAAAAAGAAAAAAAGAGAGGACGGAAAACAGGAGAGUAAGAGAGAGAGAGAGGGAGAGAGAGAGAGAAAAAAGAGAGAAAGAGUGAGAGACACCCCCUGGAGAAAAGUUCAGAGAGCCGGCCCCCGGCCUGAGAGAAGGAGAGAGAGAGUGAGGGAGUGUUUUAAAGCCGGCAGAAGGCAUGAUGUCCUACAUUAAGCAGCCCCAUUACGCCGUGAACGGGUUAACGCUGUCCGGCCCGGGCAUGGAUCUGCUCCACACCGCAGCCGUGGGAUACCCCAUACAUCUUUUUUUAGGCACGCCACGUAAGCAGCGUCGGGAACGCACCACCUUUACGCGUGCGCAGCUGGACAUCCUGGAGGCUCUGUUUGCCAAAACCCGAUACCCAGACAUCUUCAUGAGGGAGGAGGUGGCUCUCAAGAUCAACCUGCCCGAGUCUAGAGUUCAGGUCUGGUUCAAAAACCGCCGUGCCAAAUGCCGCCAGCAGCAGCAGCAGAGCACGGGCCAGUCCAAACCCCGGCCUCCUAAGAAGAAGGCUUCCCCGGCCCGGGAGGCGCCCACAGAGGCCAGUGCCAACCCAGCCAACGGACCCUACAGCCCCCCACCCCCACCUCCGGGCACAGCCAUCACCCCCAGCUCCAGCUCCGCCAGUGCCACUGUCUCCAUCUGGAGCCCAGCCUCCAUCUCCCCUCUGCCAGAUCCCCUGUCAGUCUCCACCACCCCCUGCAUGCAGCGCACCACCACCUACCCCAUGACCUACACCCAGGCCCCGGCCUACAGCCAGAGCUACGCAGGCUCCUCCUCCUACUUCACCGGCCUGGACUGCAGCUCCUACCUGUCCCCAAUGCACCCGCAGCUGUCGGGCACCGGAGGUGCCCUGAGCCCCAUCACGGGCUCCUCGAUGGGAGGGCCCCUCAGCCAGUCCCCCGCCUCGCUCUCUUCACAGGGCUACACGGCCGCCUCGCUGGGCUUCGGGGCCGUCGACUGUCUAGACUACAAAGACCAAGCGGCCUGGAAGCUCAAUUUCAAUCCUGCCGACUGCCUGGACUACAAAGACCAGAACUCCUGGAAGUUCCAGGUCUUGUAAAUAGCAGCCGGUUAAAAAAACAGGGGGAGGGGGGAACAAUAAAAAAAAAAGAAGUUGGAAAUAAUAAUAAUAAGUAGUGUGAAUAACCCCAUAUAACUGUUGGUGUUUUAGAAGAAGACAACGAGCUGGGGACGCAGAGACACUAGUGAGGGCAGCUGAGGAACGAAUCAGCUGAAAUAAAUCUUCCAGAAAAAGAAAUUAAAAAAAAAUGAGUGGAAGUUGGAUGAUCUGUUGAUGCUUGAGUUUUUUUUUGUUUUGACUGUAGGGUGUCCAUGUGUGUUUUUAAGAAACAUAGACGUCAGCCUUCAGGGGAGGCCCCAUGUACGAACACACGAGACCUAUACAGUAUUGUAUACCUGUUGUAAAAUCGAAUUAGUUAGACCAGAGUGUUAGAACGGCUUUGAUUAAAACUGUUAUGAGAAUCUUACAUUGAAAGUGCAUAAAACAAAGCAAUCAGCUGCACCGGGUUCAUAUAAUCUGGCACAACAGAGCUGAAAUCACCACCUCUUUGUCGGCCUUGACUGUAAUGGAAAAGAAAACUGAAGCUGUUCUACUUAUUUUUUUGACCUACGACAAGCUUUACCUCCUCAAACGUUUGAUUUCUCUGCCUGAUUAACAGCCUAAGAACCGAUUGACUAAUAAAGUACCAACUAGUCCAGAAAAAAAAAAAACAAAAAAAAAAAACAGACACACCCAGAGACUGCAGUACUGCCCUGCUGCCUUUGAGCUUGGCACUAACCUACGUCGGCAACAAUGGCUCCUACAUGGUUUGUUUAAUAGGAUCACUUCCACGUGAGGUGGGGGCAACAACGGUCCCACUGUGGUGCCCCCACACUCCCCUCACUUCAGCUGCCUGAGGUAAGCAGUUCUUGGAUCUGGUGGACUGUUUGACAGGAGAGAAGAGCGCACCAGAGAAAGGGAAGGGGCAGCCUGUCCCUUUUGCACAGAGAGUCCGGUGCCUCGCUCCGCUCCUACUUGUAAAGAGGUGACACCACUUUUUUUGUGUUCAAUGUUUUUUUGUUUUUUUUUUGUUUAUCUCUUUGUAUUAGACUUUCACAAUACCAUGUUUCUUUAAAAAAUUGUGAACUUGUUGAAGUAAAAAAAAAAAAAUAAAAAAAAAUUGUGGUCAUUUGUUCUGAGUCAGUAUUAUCGGUAUUAAUGCUAUCAUCCUUGCUACUAUGUUUUCAGCCGGCAUGGAUGUUGCUAACGAAGAUAUUGUUAUGUUGCUGUUUUUGUAAAUAUUAAAACUUGAAAAUGCAAUCUCAUCUGGUACCACUGAACAAGCUCUGUCUCUCUCUCUCUCUCUCUCUCUCUCUCUCUCUCUCUCUCUCUCUCUCUCUCUCUCUCUCUCUCUCUCUCUCUCGCUCUCUCUCGCUCUAUCCUCCCUUAACAACCUAGGAAAAAAAAUGCCAACUUUUUACUGUCCACGUUUCUCUCGUUUAUACUUCUUUUUCUUUUCAAACUCAGGGGUUCGUCCAAUAAAGGUAGCACUGGUGGCACACGUUGCUAUUUAUGCUUCUUAAUCAUUCACUGUAUGUCUAUCUUUUGCAUUGUAAUCUUCUCUGCCUAUUUUUCUGACAUGGAUUAUUUCAUUUGUCUCCUGUGUUUAAGCGUUUUCACUAUAAACAUGCUAGAUAGCGCUGAUGUUUCUGAUGAGACAAUAAAUGACUUAAUGAAA
Molecule: messenger RNA, 3169 nt
Organism: Fundulus heteroclitus (mummichog)
Lineage: Eukaryota; Metazoa; Chordata; Actinopteri; Cyprinodontiformes; Fundulidae
Product: homeobox protein otx5-A
Exons: 3
Coding region: 586-1491 (301 amino acids)
Biological process (GO): regulation of transcription by RNA polymerase II; multicellular organism development
Cellular component (GO): nucleus
Molecular function (GO): RNA polymerase II cis-regulatory region sequence-specific DNA binding; DNA-binding transcription factor activity, RNA polymerase II-specific
Source: RefSeq, a predicted model, not a curated record